Molecule: messenger RNA, 3827 nt
Organism: Hipposideros armiger (great roundleaf bat)
Lineage: Eukaryota; Metazoa; Chordata; Mammalia; Chiroptera; Hipposideridae
Gene: NRDE2
Product: NRDE-2, necessary for RNA interference, domain containing
Exons: 15
Coding region: 11-3583 (1190 amino acids)
Biological process (GO): regulatory ncRNA-mediated heterochromatin formation; RNA processing; negative regulation of RNA catabolic process
Cellular component (GO): catalytic step 2 spliceosome
Molecular function (GO): protein binding
Source: RefSeq, a predicted model, not a curated record
GACGCCAUUUAUGUGGCGGGGAACGGCGGUGCGGCCUGAUAUCAUGGCGCUGUUCCCGGCCUUUGCUGACGUUAGUGAGGCUCCCGAUAGCGGGAGCGCCAGGAAAGAAUUAGACUGGCUGAGCAACCCAAGCUUUUCUGCUGGAACCGUAACGUCUCUGAGCCAGCAAACCGAAGGGGCCACAGCUCUUGUUCCUGAGGCGUCCCCAGUGACAAGGAGUCCUCCGAAAUCAGAGCCUUCAGAUGACAGUGACACUAAGAAAAACCUCAAACAAACAAGCAGAAAAAAGAAGAAAGAGAAAAAGAAGAAAAGGAAGCAUCAACACCAAAAGAAAACCAAGAAGAAACAUGGGCAGACCAGUAGCAGUGGGUCUGAGCCCGAUACUGAUUCUGAAAAGGACCAGUCUUCCAGGAGUAGAGACAGUAAAAAAGAAUCAGAGAAAGCGAAUCAAGAAAAUGCUGCCACUGCUGCUGCUGAUAUUGGACGUUGCUUUGUUUGGCUUGAAGACAUUCAGACUCUGACCGGAGAAACCUUCAGAACAGAUAAGAAGCCGGAUCCUGCAAACUGGGAGUAUAAGUCGCUCUACCGAGGAGAUAUAGCAAGAUACAAGAGGAAAGGAGACUCCUGCCUCGGCAUUAACCCUAAGAAGCAGUGUAUAUCCUGGGUGGGGGCUUCCGCAGAAAAGAAACGCUCCCACAAGCCCGUGGAGCGCUAUUUCACGAAGAAGAACGUGGGAUUGAUGAAGGUCGAAGGAGCUGCCGUUAACAGAAAAACCGAACCUCCCUCAUCCGAGCCAAUCGCGUUUAUCCCAGUGACAGGCUCCGGCGAUGUGGUUCCUCCUGUUACAACCUGGUUGAAUCCCCUGGGGAUUUAUGAUCAGUCCACCACGCAGUGGCUACAAGGACAGGGUCCUUCGGAGCAAGAGUCAAAGCAGCCAGACUCACAGCCAGACCGAGAGAAUGCGCUUCUCAAGGCCAAGGUGGAGGAGUUCAACAGGAGGGUUCGGGAGACUCCGCGGGAUGUUCAGCUGUGGAUGGCGUUUGUUGCUUUUCAGGACGAGGUCAUGAGGAGUCCCGGCCUGUAUGCCAUUGCGGAAGGGGAGCAGGAAAAGCGGAAGAAGUCGCUGAAGCUCGUCCUGGAGAAGAAGCUGGCCAUCCUGGAGCGCGCCAUUGAAAGCAACCAGAGCAGCGUGGACCUGAAACUCGCCAAGCUGAAGCUCUGCUCCGAGUUCUGGGAGCCCUCCACGCUGGUCAAGGAGUGGCAGAAGCUGAUAUUUCUGCAUCCCAACAAUACGGCCCUUUGGCAGAAGUACCUGUUGUUUUGCCAGAGCCAGUUUAGCACCUUUUCGGUAUCAAAAAUUCACAGCCUUUAUGGGAAGUGCUUGAGUACUUUGUCGGCUGUGAAGGACGGCAGCAUCUUGUCCCACCCUGAGUUGCCUGGCACCGAAGAGGCCAUGUUUGCACUCUUUCUUCAGCAGUGCCACUUCCUGCGCCAGGCUGGCCACUCUGAGAAGGCCAUCUCUUUGUUCCAGGCCAUGAUUGACUUCACCUUCUUCAAACCUGACAGUGUGAAAGAUUUGCCUACCAAAGGACAGGUAGAAUUCUUUGAGCCCUUUUGGGACAGUGGAGAGCCCCGAGCUGGGGAGAAGGGCGCCCGAGGCUGGAGAGCGUGGAUGCACCAGCAGGAGCGGGGCGGCUGGGUGGUCAUCAGUCCAGCACAUCUCAGUUCAGACCAGCCUGAUGGGAACAUGUCAGUGGCUGCCGUGUUGGACAGCACAUCUCUUAACUGUCCAGAAGACGAUGACCAGGAAAUCAGAGAUAAGACGCUGCCCAGGUGGCAGGUCUGGCUUGCUGCGGAGCAGUCCCGGGACCAGAGGCACUGGCGGCCGUGGCGCCCGGAUAAGUCCAAGAAGCAAACGGAGGAAGACUGUGAGGACCCGGAGAGGCAGGUGUUGUUUGAUGAUAUUGGACAAUCCCUGAUCCGACUUUCCAGCCCAGAGCUUCAGUUUCAGCUGAUCGCGGCCUUUCUGCAGUUCUUGGGUGUGCCUUCUGAGUUUGGCCCUCCCGCCUCCUGUCUCUAUCUGGCCAUGGAUGAGAACAGCAUCUUCGAUCAUGGACUUUGUGAUGAAAAGCCAUUGACUUGUCUCAACCUGUCAUAUUCUGGUGUCAGCUGUGUUGGCCGCACAGACAAGUUGGGCUGCCGGCGCUGGACCAGGGGUCACAACCGAGAGGGCGAGGAGUUCAUCCGUAACAUCUUCCACCUUGUGAUGCCUUCGUUUUCAGGCAAGGAGAAGUCGCAGCUCUGCUUCUCCUGGUUACAAUACGAGAUGGCCAAGGUCAUUUGGUGUCUGCACACUAAAAACAAGAAGAGGUUAAAGUCACAAGGAAAGAAUUGCAAAAAACUAGCCAAGAAUCUCCUUAAAGAGCCAGAAAACCGUAACAAUUUUUGCCUCUGGAAGCAGUAUGCACAUCUGGAGUGGUUGCUUGGCAACACAGAGGACGCCAGAAAAGUGUUCGAUACAGCGCUCAGUAUGGCAGGGAACAAAGAUCACGAACUCUGUGAGCUCAGCCUGCUCUAUGCUGAACUGGAGGUGGAGCUGUGUCCAGACCUGAGAAGGGCCACCGCAGCCCGAGCUGUUCAUGUAUUGACCAGACUGACUGAGAACGGCCCCUGUGGGCCCUACACCGAGCCCGUGUUGGCCAUUCACAUUCUGAAAGCUCGGAAGGCUUAUGAACACGCUCUGCAGGACUGUUGGGGUGAGAGCCACAUCUCCGAUCCAGCUGCCCUUAGCCGCCUGAUCAGCUUGGCCAAAUGCUUUAUGCUCUUCCAGUAUUUGACUGUCGGGAUCGAGGCUGCUGUGCGCGUAUACGAGCAGGUAUCUGUGAAACUGAAGGGCCCUGUUUCCCCCGCAGGCCCUGGCCUGGAGGAAGGUGCCAGCCCCCAGAGCCUGGGCGGUGCUCUCGAGGCCGUCACGCUGAUGCACACGAGCCUGCUCAGAUUCCACACCAGAGUCAGUGUCUGCCCUCUGGCUCCCCUGCGAGAGGCGCUCUCCCAGGCUUUAAAGUUGUACCCGGACAACCACGUUCUGUGGAGGUCAUAUGUACAGGUUCAGAGUAAGUCCCACGAUGCCAGUAAGACCAGAAGAUUCUUCGAUGCCAUCACUAGGGCUACGAAAUCCUUGGAGCCUUGGCUGUUUGCAAUUGAAGCUGAGAAAAUGAGAAAAAGACUGGUGGAAACGGUUCAGAGGGUAGAUGGCAGAGAGGUCCAUGCCACAAUUCCUGAGACUGGCUUGACACAUCGGAUCAAAGCCCUGUUUGAAAACGCGAUACGGAGCGACAGUGGCAGCCAGUGCCCCUUACUAUGGAGGAUGUAUUUGAAUUUUUUGGUUUCCUUAGGAAAUAAAGAAAGAAGCAAAGGGGUGUUCUACAAAGCACUGCAGAACUGUCCUUGGGCAAAGGUGUUGUACAUGGACGCCGUGGAGUACUUCCCCGAUGAGAUGCAGGAGGUCCUGGACCUGAUGACCGAGAAGGAACUCCGAGUGCGCCUGCCCCUGGAGGAGCUGGAGCUUCUGCUGGAGGACUAGGGACCGAGGCUGUCGCCUGCCCUGUGGGAGCCAGGAUGAGCAAGAGACAGGUGACACGUGCGUGUGAGCGUGUGUUAGCAGACUCUUGCUUUUCAAGUUUCUUUCUAGAUAGUGUGUGUCUGGGUUAUCACUCUCUCACCUCCUGCAUUUUUUGGAUGUGCAAAUGACACAAAAGCUAUCAUUUUACAUAUUAUAUAUGUGACUGUGUAUAUAUGUACAUAAACAAGAAUCAGGCCAAGUAUAA